This is a messenger RNA of Eimeria necatrix, 1644 nucleotides long. RefSeq names its product GAMYB-binding protein, related. Gene Ontology annotation, cellular component: spliceosomal complex. The record is from RefSeq and is a predicted model, not a curated record. The transcript has 12 exons. Bases 1 to 1644 code for a protein of 547 amino acids. Gene Ontology annotation, biological process: mRNA splicing, via spliceosome. Lineage: Eukaryota; Apicomplexa; Conoidasida; Eucoccidiorida; Eimeriidae.
AUGGAGUCCCAGUACGGUCACAUGGGGCUGAUUUACAUGCCCAUUGCGCAGAAGGAUCUGGAUCGUGGAGUUGAUCUAGCUGUGUGGCAGAAUAUGACGGACUUCCUCACAAAGCUGCCGGCCCCCCGCUCGGGGGGUCUGACUGUUGCGGACUCCACUCUUGCUGCCUACACAAUGCCGGGGGCGCAGUCACGAUUGCAGAAGAGCCAAAAAGCCCCUGCGAGAGAGAUCCCGCCAUACUUGCAUCGCCAGGGCUUCAUUCCACGAUGUGAAGAGGACUUUGGUGGCGGCGGCGCCUACCCAGAGAUAUUUGUGGCGCAAUACCCGCUAGGCAUGGGCAAGGAGUCUGAUAAUGCCUCCUCGGGUUCAACUCUUUCGCUGCAAGUGGGGCCAGACGGGCGACUUGCAUAUGACCUGGUAGUGCGUCAUGGCUCGAAGAAGACUGUGGUUUACACCCGGCCGGAAAGCGCACACGGCCUUCAAAUGCAGGGCCCCGAGGCUGCACUGGAAGCAGCAAUGGCCCGUGAACGUCCGGGCAAAGAAGAAGAGGAAAAAGAGCUUCAAAGGACGAAACAGGCGAUUGAGAAGGAGCUGGAAAAGAAGAGCAACGCUGGCCGCGCCCAGCCACAGCAGAGGGAGGCCGAGUUCGUGCGGUACACUCCUGCGAAAUUGGUUGAGGGCCACAACAGUGGCUGUGCACAGCGACUGCUGCGUCUUGAAGAUGUAGCAGUUGACCCGUUGGACCCUCCUCGGUUUAAGCACAAGCGCGUACCUGCAGCCCGAUUUUCCCCACCUCCUCCCGUCCUCCAUUCCCCUACACGAAAGCUCACUCUUCAGGACCAGCAGGAUUGGAAGAUCCCGCCUUGCGUCAGCAAUUGGAAAAACCAGAAGGGGUACACCAUUCCUCUUGAUAAGCGCGUUGCUGCUGACGGCCGGAACCUCCAGGAUGUGUCGGUGAAUGACAAAUUCGCGUCCCUUUCAGAGGCUCUGUACAUUGCCGAGCGCCAAGCGAGAGAAGAAAUUCGUCUUCGAAAUGAAGUGAAGAAGCAGAAGAAAAUCCGCGAGGAAGAACUCAGAGAACAGCAACUUAGACAGCUUGCCGCACAAGCCAGGGCGGAGAGAGCCCAACUGCUUCAACAGUCUAGGCGUGCUGCCGCCGGCGAUGCAGAGGAGGAAGCGGAAAGACAGCAAAGAGAACAGAUUGCGAGAGAGAGAGAGAAGGACAUUGAACGUGCUGUUCGCCUCGAGAGAAGCAGAGGCAAGCGUCGCGAUGAUUCACAGCGUGAUAUCAGUGAACUUGUGGCGCUGGGUUUACCAGUGGACGCGAAGAAACAGAGGACGGACUCCAUGUUUGACACUCGACUCUUCAACCAAGGAGGAGGGACAGACUCAGGUUACAAGGGGGGAGAAGACGACACGGAUACAUUGUACGAUCGUCCUCUCUUCGCACAGCGCGGCGGCGCUGGCAUCUAUCAGUUCAGCCGCGACCGGUUUUCCACUUCUGUUGGGGAAGGCUCCGAGCUUGCUGCUUUUGCUGGUGCGGAUAAGACGCGGUACAUGAGGACAGGUCCAGUAGAAUUCGAAAAGGAUGUUUCCGAUCCGUUUGGUUUGGAUAACCUCCUUUCUGAGGCUCACAAGAAGUAG